AAUGCGGGGUUUGUAACCACAUUUAUUUAACUACGCCUUCUCCAGUCUGAGGUCCGGGUAGGCAUUACACAGGAAGAGAGCCGUGUAGGAAAAAGAAACGGGGCGCCCUCCUCCUCCUCCUCCUCUUCCUCCUCCUCCUCCUCCUCCUCCUCUCUUGGCGGAUAACGGUGUCCAAGAAGUUAUUCGGGACCGACGGAGACAAUAGUCUUAUCUUGCGGGCUUCGAUACGCGUCCAUCACCACUUAUUAAUGCUGUCCGCGUCCGCGUUGUCUCACACAAACAGGGAAACACUCGGCUGAAAUCAUAUCAUGGACGAUUUGGGGGUGCCAGAGCCACCUAACUACCCUCUCAGUCCUCGUAUUGUUGUGUUUGAUGCCCUCCUCGCUGAUCUGGAGAACACCGGCUCUCCUCUAGCUCGGUGUCCUGUCCUGCUCACCUCUGACCCUCCGCAAAAUGCCGACGCCACUGAGGACGCCGCCCCCGCCCGGCCACCGCCGCCCGCCUACACCCCGCAGCAGACGGUUUCUGCCGCCAUGAAAUCCACCCAGAACUCCAACCCAGACAAAUUAUACAGCACAGUGUGUAAACCGCGCUCUCCUCGCACGACAGACCCUCCUCCAGCCUUCUCCUCCUCCUCGCUGCUGGGAGGAGGUCUGAGUGAACUGGACCAUCUGUUGCAGGAGCUGAACGCCACCCAGUUCAACAUCACAGAUGAGAUCCUGGCUCAGUUCCCUUCUUCUAAGAAAGAUGAGAGGGACAAGAUUAAGGAUAAGGCCUCGACCUCCACUUCCAGCUCUGCGAAGCCUUCAGCAACAUCUGCCACACUGGAACUGGACAAACUGAUGGCUUCUCUGUCAGACUUCAGAGUCCAGAGCACACCAGCUGCGCCUGUCAGUCCAGUGGUGACAGCCCCGCAGCAGCCCGCCGCCCCCCCGCAGCCCUCAUCCGGCGGCUCAUUGGACAGCAUGCUGGGGCUGCUUCAGUCAGACCUGAGUCGACAAGGGGUUCAAACAUCCUCCAAGGGCAACUGUUCAGCUUGUCAAAAGCCAGUGGUAGGACAGGUGGUGACGGCCCUUGGGAAGGUUUGGCACCCGGAGCACUUUGUGUGCACCGAGUGUGAGACGGAGUUAGGCAGUCGCAACUUCUUUGAGAAGGACGGACGGCCGUACUGCGAGUCGGACUACUUCACCCUCUUCUCCCCUCACUGUGCGCAAUGCAACAAGCCCAUCCUAAACAAAAUGGUCACCGCUCUGGACAAGAACUGGCACCCAGAGUGUUUCUGCUGUGUUAAGUGCAGCCGGGCGUUCGGAGAGGAAGGUUUCCAUGACCGGGAGGGCCAGCAGUACUGCCAGCAGUGCUUCUUGACUCUGUUUGCUUCCCGCUGUCAAGGCUGCAGCCAGCCCAUUCUGGAAAACUACAUCUCAGCUCUCAACUCUCUCUGGCACCCACAGUGCUUCGUAUGCAGGGAGUGCUACAGCCCCUUCGUCAACGGCAGCUUCUUCGAACACGAGGGUAACCCCCUCUGUGAGGCCCACUACCACCAGUCCCGAGGCAGCAUGUGUCAGGCCUGCCAGCAGCCGAUCCUGGGCCGCUGCGUCACCGCCAUGGGGGCCAAAUUCCACCCCCACCACCUCGUGUGUCACUUCUGCCUGAAGCCCCUGAGCAAAGGCUGCUUCAAGGAGCAGGAGAACAAGCCCUACUGCCACCCGUGCUUCAUCAAACUCUUCGGCUGAGGACGCAGCAGGACUUUGCCUCCCUCUCUUCCGGGUCGCCAAGUGAAGACGCUGUAUGACUCUGAGUUCUCAACUUGUUUGUUGUUGUUGUUUUUUACUGCGGGAAAUGAGGGCGGAGCUGGUCUCUUUCUUGGUUUUAAGAAUAUAAGAGUUGUGAGAGGGAGGGGAAUAAAAAGUGAAUCAUCCAACCCAAUUCAUUUCUGUUUAUUUCACAGAAACGUGGACUGCAUUUAGACUGGCAGUGUGAAAUACAACUUUAGCUUUGGUUAGACACAUACAAAACGAUGCCAAAUGAUUUUCUCAUGUAUGUAAGUCUGUUACAUACUAUACUGAUUCAAAUUGAAUAUUGAAAAUUGAAUUCUUUUGCCAAAGGUAGAACAGAAACGGUGUAUUGAGAGCAAAUUUAUUGUUUCAGUGAAGGACUUGUGCUGUGGUGCAAGGAAAUCCCCUUUAAUAUAUUUGCUUUAUACUGCAAAGAGUGCCACUGCAAUUACAUUUAUAUAUUGUACGCUGACUGCUAUAUACUGUGCGUUUUUUGUGUAACAAACUAAGCUGUAUGUUUAAUGUCAGAUAUUUUGCAUUAUUCUUUCACUGUUGCUCUAUGCAAUUUGCCAAAAACAAAUCCAAAGAAUAAAAUAAAAGUGA
This is a messenger RNA of Chelmon rostratus (copperband butterflyfish), 2378 nucleotides long. Its product is annotated as transforming growth factor beta-1-induced transcript 1 protein-like. The coding region runs from base 309 to 1733 and encodes 474 amino acids. The transcript is spliced from 12 exons. NCBI's taxonomy places the organism in Eukaryota, Metazoa, Chordata, Actinopteri, Chaetodontiformes, Chaetodontidae. The record is from RefSeq and is a predicted model, not a curated record.